AUGGAUGCAGUAGAUAACAAUCAAUUUGAAGUUAAAACAUCGAAAAGAAAAAUCCAAGCAGGACCGAACGUUUACUUGAACCCUGCGCUCGACCUCCUUGCCAACGAAGAUCCUAUGUGCAACACUGCCAUGGAAAUAACACCCAAUAAGAGACGCAAGAGAACUAAAAGCGACAUCGCAUCAUUUGAAAACACAGCAUUAGACCUUGGUAUUAGUAAAGCUGCAGUUAACGAAUUUUUACAGCGCGAACUUAACAAUGUACGUAAAAAUUUUAAACAUUACGAAACUCCGAUUAAAGUGUCUGAAGUAAAAGCGGACUCCGAACCUAUUUACGCGAACCUCGCUGAACUAUCUAAUGCAAAUAAGUUUGAGGCUAAUGUACAAAGUAAAAGUGUUGAAGUAAUUGAACCAAAUGAUGUUACGCAUUUCAAUGCAACAGGUGAUUUUGAAAUAGAUUCGGGUAUUUCAGUUCUCGAUGGCAAUAUAAACACUGCGAACCAGAGCGAACUGGUCAAUAAUGACAUAUCUGCUAUAACAAACACUACAAACAUACAGACCAAUGUAACUAAUCAAAUAUUUGUUAACAAUGCCAGUAAUCUCAACUUAAGUUUCAUUGAUAGACUUGCUUUAGACUCACCGGCAACGUCCAACCAAUCUUUAUAUUUAGAUGAUGAUUUAAAUGAAAGCAACAUCAUGGAGAUUAAAACAAUAACAAUAAUUACUAAAAAGAAAAUAGUUCCAGCUAAGAAGAACACAAAUCCGUUCCUAGAUCCCGAUUUAAAUAUUAACGAAGUAACGGGAGAAAAUCCUUUUGUAAAUCAAAAUUCAGUUCCCGCAUUAGAAUAUAAUGCUGCAGUAAACAGACCUGUUAGUGCACAGACUUUGAUACCUAGGAAGUUGUUUGGUAGUGACACAAAUAGUACGAUAUCUACUGUUAAUGAAACAUCUCUUAAUACUGAUAAUCAUGAAUAUGAAAACAUAGAUAGUUAUCGAUCUGAGAGUCCGAUUUAUGAAAACAUUGGUGAAGAUAUACCAGAUACAUUUUACAAUAAACAAAGUAAAAUACUCGGUCAUGAUGUAUCUCAUUUCAGUGCUGUCGAUAUCUUGAAUUUAAAUAAACGUUGCCAAGGCAACGAUUCGAACGAAUCAAAUGACAGUAAAAGAGAUUUAAAACAAAUAAUUAAAGCAAGUAAUAAACUGUCCAAGAAAGUAUUUAAAACUCUAAAAAAGAAAUUAAAAGGCGAGAAAGUUGAACAGAAUACUACGUUAAAUCCAUAUGAAGUGCCGCGGAAAGCAUCAAAACAAAAGGUUGAAAAGAAGAACUCCGGUAUCGAAAAUCCUGGAUUAAAUUUAGAUAAUUCAGACGAAAUUGAAAUUGAGGAAUUGGAAAAUGAACACGAAUACGAAACAAUAAAAACAAUUAGGAAUACACGACUUAAUACAAAUGUAACACCAUUAAAAGAAAAGGUUAUUGAUAACUUCGACCUAUCACACAAUAAGACUUAUACUCCGGGUAAAAAAGUAAGAUUUGAUUCAACGCUAAACAGGGAAAAGAUUAUUACUGGAAACAGUUUUAACAGUGACAUGCAGAGUCCGGGAUUUGACACCAAGGUUGACAAGUAUCACGAUGAGUUAGAAAACUGUAUAAAUGAAAAGAAGUUUCUUCAGCAGAAUAUGUGA
This is a messenger RNA of Melitaea cinxia (Glanville fritillary), 1680 nucleotides long. RefSeq lists its product as uncharacterized. The record is from RefSeq and is a predicted model, not a curated record. Lineage: Eukaryota; Metazoa; Arthropoda; Insecta; Lepidoptera; Nymphalidae. The transcript has a single exon. Bases 1 to 1680 code for a protein of 559 amino acids.